This is a messenger RNA of Aureobasidium uvarum, 4220 nucleotides long. NCBI's taxonomy places the organism in Eukaryota, Fungi, Ascomycota, Dothideomycetes, Dothideales, Saccotheciaceae. The record is from the annotation of a GenBank genome assembly.
ACAUGCCGAAUGCGACGUGGCCAUCCGACCCAAUCUUGGACUGUAGCUUGCAGGCGUUUGGCCCAGCCAGCUGCGACGGCAGCUUCGACUUUACGCUGGUGUUUGAACAGACAAUCUUGUCAAUUGCUCCUUCCGUCAUCUUUCUCUUUCUCCUUCCCAUCAGCUUAAUCAAGUUGUUUCGCACUGCACCGAGAUUUAAAGCAUCAACAAUUCGUAUAUUGAAGCUGAUCUGUCUCCUGGUGUCAUGGAGUGUUCAGCCAGCCUCAAAGACCCCUGCAACAAUUCCAGCUCUGUGCCUCGGUCUUAUCGUUUCUCUGGCUAUCGUGUCUCUUUCUGCGCUAUCGCACACGAGAUCAGUCAGGCCGUCUUCGCUCCUAGGCACAUAUCUGAUAUUUUCAUCCCUCUUCGAUGCGACUCAGGCGCGUACCCUNUUUCUGAGUCCGAUCCACAAAGUGGUACCCAGCUUCACGUGCCUAUCGAUCGCUCUCAAAUUGGUGUUGGUGGUCAUUGAAUCCUGGAACAAGAGGUCAUGGCUGCCUCCUGCGGAUCGGACGUUACCACCAGAGUCGACAAGCUCUAUUCUCAGCAGAAGCUUUUUGUGGUGGCUGAAUCCUCUAUUUGUAAGUGGUAUGCGGACUCUCCUCAACCAAGACCAGCUGUAUGCUAUCGAUCCGGAACUGCGGUCUCGAGGAACCGGCCAAAAGCUGAAGAAAGCAUUCGAGAGAGGUUCGAAGACUUCACAACGUAGUACCGAACCGAGCAUGGUUUCAUCGUCCAUGUGGGCUUUGCCUAAGGCUUGUUUUCGCUCAAUCUGGACAGAUGUCAUGGCCAUGAUUCCUACAAGACUUGCUUUGGUUGGCUUCACAUUUGCACAGCCUUUUCUGUUCACUCGCGCCAUCAACUACCUCGGCCAGCAGGACCAGGGUUCUCACGAGAAUAUCGGCUACGGACUUGUUGGUGCGACGGUCAUCAUCUAUAUCGGAAUAGCGCAACAAGUCUCUCGCAUCACGACUAAACUCAGAGGGGCUUUGAUAUCGGUGGUUUACGAUCACGUCCUUGUCAUAUCCGACAUCUCUAGCAACAACGGUGCUGCUUUGACCUUGAUUUCGAGCGUAAUCAGAGUUCUUGGUGAACUCAACGAGUCUUGGGCCAGGUUGAUCGAGGUCGCUGUGGGCGUAGGUCUUCUAGCUCGACAAGUCGGCGCGGUCAGUAUCGUUCCCAUAGUCCUGACUGUUAUAUCCACUCAGGCACAAGGCUGGGUGUCUAAACAGAUAGGAUCGAGGAGGAAAGAUUGGAGCGCUGCAACGCAGAAGCGCGUCAGUACGACAGCUGUGGUACUUGGUUCCCUCCAAUCGGUGAAGAUGUCAGGUCUCAUGGCCUCUGCUUCGGGCUCACUUCAUUCUUUGAGGGUUAGAGAGCUCCAAAUGUUCUCUUUCUUUGCUCGCUUCAUCAUUGGUUUGAAUGCAAUUGCACGCGUCGACGGUUCGCCCGGUCUGGACAUUUCACAAGCCUUCGCCUCGCUAGCUUUGUUGAACCUUGUCACCACGCCCACGGCAAAAUUGCUCACCAUCAUGCCACUGUGGGCGCAGGCUUUGGGUUGCUUCGAACGAUUGCAACAUUACUUGGAACUCCCAGUCCACAAGGAUCAUCGCUCUUCCAACAGGUCAAACUUCGAAAGUUCUGGCUUUGGCAUUGAAAUGUCACCGAUUAUCUCGCACAAGGUUCAGAGAGAUGUUGCCGUUGUCUGUACAAAUCUGGACGUGUCCUUGUCUACUGAUGGACCUACGAUACUGGUAGGUAUAUCACUGGAGGCGAACAUGCACUCUUUCACAGUCAUUACGGGUCCAACUGGUUCUGGCAAGACUGUUCUGCUGAAAACAAUACUUGGCGAAACUCUUACUUCACGCGGUAACAUUUCAGUCUCUACGCAGAGCGUUUCUUAUUGCAGCCAAAAGCCCUGGAUGACCAGCACUACCGUCAAGGAGUACAUCGCUGGUACAAGCUUCAACUCAGCAGCGAUUGAAGAGUCGUGGUAUGGUAGCGUAGUACACGCUUGUGAUCUGAACAAAGACUUCGCAAGUAUGCCAGAUGGAGACGAUACCCAACUCGGUAGCAAAGGAGUCUCCCUAUCGGGAGGACAGAAAGCGAGACUGGCACUUGCCCGGGCUGCAUACAUGCGAAGAGAUAUCAUGCUUCUCGAUGACGUCUUUAGUGCGCUUGAUGUCAACACUGAGGAAGUCAUCAUCCGUCGUCUACUGGGGCCAAACGGUCUACUGAGGAGGCUCAGAACUACAGUCCUCCUGGUUUCGCAUUCGCAAAGAGUCAUGUCAAUAGCUGACCAUAUCUUGAGCCUUUCGAAAGACGGAUGCCUCGUACACACAGGCACAUUCCAAUCACCUCAAACUGAGAUUGAAACGACCAUCGACGAUAAGCCUGCGAAUGUCGGGGUCGUCGAUGCAAUCCAAGCACGAGUCCCAAAAGGUCCAUCCAAAGAAGAUAAAGAUGACCUAGCGAGAAAAACUGGCGAUUGGACAAUAUACAAGUACUACUUCAGCAACUUCCGGAACAGAUUUCUGGCCAUGUUCGUCGCUUGUUCUGUUUGUGCCGCAUUCAGUUCAAGAUUCUCCCAAAUCUGGCUGAACUGGUGGGCAGCAGAUGACGGUAAUGAUCUGGGCUUGUAUCUCACAGUCUACACGGUACUUGCUCUGGCACAGACCUUGUCUAGCAAUCUGAACAUGUGGGUUGUCUUCUUGAAGAUGAUCCCUGGUUCUGCAAUCAAUAUGCAUCGCACUUUAUUGGAAACAGUCGCGGGAGCAGCUUCGUCUGUGUACUAUCAGACUGACAGCGGUACCAUUUUGAACAGAUUCGCCCAAGAUAUGGCACUUGUGAUAGGAGCUUUGCCUACCUCGCUCAUCGCGACUGGGAACACACUUUGCGAGACAAUCGCUUCCCUGGCAAUGAUUUCCACAGGUGCUAGUUAUAUGGGCAUCAGCAUUCCUUUCGUCAUACUCGCGAUAUAUGCGAUACAGAAGGUGUAUCUCAGCACCUCGCGGCAACUGCGUCUACUCGAGAUUGAAGCGCGAAGCCCGAUAUACUCUCACUCUCUCGAAACGCUCGAGGGGGUAGUGACCAUUCGCGCUUUUGGCUGGGAACAAGCAGCUAAGGAGAAACAUGAAAAGUUGUUGGAUACUGCACAAUCGCCUUACUACUUGUUGGCUUGUGUGCAGCGAUGGCUGAAACUGGUUCUUGAUCUGAUGAUAGCGGCGCUGGCUGUUGUGGUUGUUGGUCUUGCUGUCUCGCAACGAGGCACGACUUCAGCAGGCCUGCUGGGAGUGGCAUUGACCAAUGUCCUUGGGUUUAGCCAGUCCCUCACUCGCCUGGUCACCGAAUGGACAACUCUGGAAACGUCUUUGGGCGCUAUCGCACGAGUACGCUCUUUCGCCGCUACAACAGAGCAAGAAGCUUCUUCCGCAGAACGCACCACCACCAUUCCGCGAGACCUAGUUCCUGGAGGCGCAGUUGUCUUCUCUGGCGUCUACGCCAGAUAUACCGACGACCCCAGCGCUUACACUCUCCAGGACAUCUCCUUCACCAUNCCCCCACGCACCAAAGUCGCCAUUUGCGGCCGCACCGGCAGCGGAAAAUCAAGCCUGGUUCUCGCUCUAUUGCGUCUGCUUCCUCUUCGGCAUGGAAACAUCUCCAUCGACGACACCGAUAUCGCAGACGUGAACCCAGACCUUAUCCGUCGCAGCAUCACCACUAUCCCCCAACAACCGUUUCUUCUCCCUGGAACCGUACGCAAUAUCCUAGAUCCCGAAGCUCGGUUCAGCAUCGCAGACCUGGAAUCUGCAUUNACAAAAGUGCAGUUGCUCGAUCUUGUUGAUCAGCGCGGUGGACUUGAUCAGAAUAUGGAGCAACAGAGUCUUAGCCACGGUCAAGCGCAAUUACUCUGCUUGGCACGAGCUCUGCUGCGCAAAAGUAAAUUGGUUGUUCUGGACGAGGCGACGAGUAGUUUGGAUGCCGAUACCGAGGGGCUGAUACGCAGGGUGUUGAACACAGAAUUUGUGGAUUGCACUGUCAUUUCUGUGGCGCAUAGGAUAACAACUAUUCUGGAUGCAGAUAUGGUUGUCAUGAUGGAUGCAGGACGUGUCUCUGCUAUCGGUAAGCCAGAGCACUUGAGUGUGUCCAACGAUGAUUUCAAACAGCUCUGUGGUAUUGCU